CUUUUCUCUCUUUCACACGCCUUGUGUAUUAUCAGAUGCUCAGCUGUCUCUAUACUUAACCACAGAAUAUAAACAAUCUUGUUGCAUGUUUCUGACUAAUGACUGAUAGAUAUCACCGAUAGAUUGAGAUUAUGAUUAUAUUAUUUCCUGCUGUUAUUUACAAUUCUUCUUUCACUUAGUUGUUUUUAGAAACUUUCUUUGUUGCUUAUAUUGACAUUAUCUUUUAUUUUGAUAUUUACGUAUCCUAUGAAUGCUUAUAUAGAGUGCGUUUAAUUCAGACACAACCCAUGAAAAACCCGUGAAACGAGACUUGGCUACACUGAUAAGUCUCGUGCAACUUCUGUCAGAUCAGAUCAGUGCUUUAUUCACUCGUCGGAAGAACGCGUGUAAGGACGCUAUUGUUUUAAAGUUUUUAUUGUUUGCUUUGUUAUAAAGUCUAUUCAGUAUUGCGAUUGUUAUUUGGAUCUGUUCUGCGAGCUGUUAAGGAAAAUGAGCUAUGUGACUUUCUUCUGUUUGCUCUUGUGGAGCCUGUCUGGUGUUUUUUGUGAUAAUGAGUCUGUGUCAGUGAUGGAGGGACAUCCUGUGACUUUAUCUGUCAAUCUCACUGAAUCACAGAAAGAGGAGGGAAUUUCCUGGAAGUUUGGACCUACAGGAGUUCUUAUAGCUGGAAUCAUGAGAGAAGACAAUAAUGUCAGAUUAUUUGAUGAUAAACCCGAUGGGAGAUUCAAAAACAGACUGAAGUUAAACAAUCACACUGGAUCUCUGACCAUCACAAACACCAACAUCACACACACUGGACUUUAUCAACUAAUCAACACCAAGACAAACAAAAAACUCAAAAUAUUCAACAUUAAUGUCUAUGCUCGUCUGCCCGUUCCUGUUAUCAGCAGAGUUUCUUCUCAAUGUUCUUCAUCAUCAUCAUCAAAUUGUUCAUUAUUGUGUUCAGUGUUGAAUGUGAGAGAUGUGAGUCUGUCCUGGUACAAAGGAAACAGUUUAUUGUCCAGCAUCAGUGUGUCUGAUCUCAAUAUCAGACUCUCUCUACCUCUGGAGGUGGAUUAUCAGGAUAACAACACAUAUAGCUGUGUGGUGAACAAUCCCAUUGGCAAUCAGACUCAAUAUCUAAACAUUAAUGAUGUCUGUCAGUCGUGUUCAGCCUUCUGCCAUUGUGGUUUUACUGAAGCUGUGAUCCGAUUGGUCGUCUCUGUUCUGGUGGGCGUGGCUACUGUUGCUGUUUUGGUUUUUGACAUCAGAAUCAGAAGAGAUGAAGAGAAGAGGAUGAGAUCAGACAUACUGUACGGUUAAAUGAUGCAUGAAUCUUAUAUAUCUCUUUAUUUACAGCUUUUAUUCUGUAUUCAUACAUUACAUUUAUGAUAAGACAGUCAGUGCAGGGUUUUAUUAUAGUUUAGCAGCUCCAUCUAGUGUUUAAACAUUGAAAACACACUGAUAACUAUUUGAUAGCUAUACUUAUAUGCCAACACAUCAUUUCAA
Messenger RNA from Misgurnus anguillicaudatus (oriental weatherfish), 1488 nucleotides. RefSeq lists its product as uncharacterized. Lineage: Eukaryota; Metazoa; Chordata; Actinopteri; Cypriniformes; Cobitidae. The record is from RefSeq and is a predicted model, not a curated record.